Molecule: messenger RNA, 960 nt
Organism: Clavispora lusitaniae ATCC 42720
Lineage: Eukaryota; Fungi; Ascomycota; Pichiomycetes; Serinales; Metschnikowiaceae
Gene: SAS2
Product: Sas2p
Biological process (GO): positive regulation of transcription by RNA polymerase II; negative regulation of DNA-templated transcription
Cellular component (GO): chromatin; MSL complex
Molecular function (GO): histone H4K16 acetyltransferase activity; transcription coregulator activity
Source: RefSeq, a predicted model, not a curated record
AUGUCUGAGUACGGAGUUCUCGCGGAGCGCAACAUCGAGCGAGUUUCGUUUGGCGACUACGACUUCAAUACCUGGUACGGCAACGGCGCGUAUUUUUCUCCCGGCUCGAGCGACUUGGGCGUCGACUGCUGCAUAUCCGGUCGACGGAAAAGCGCGCCAGUUCGCGCGCCCCAUUUUUGGCUCGACUGUCUCUAUGUGUGCGACUUUUGCUUCAAAUACAGUACAGACCGCGCCCUAAUGGCUCAGCACCGCGCCAUCUGCCCGCUCAAUAAGGCAUACCCGCCGCUUGGAACGUUGGUAUACGCUGACUCAAAAUCACGGCGCGUCAUCAAAAGGAUCCGCGGUUUCCGCCACGAACUCUUCUGCCAGAACUUGGCGCUUUUCGGCAAGCUUUUUCUAGACGACAAGUCCGUCUAUUACAAUGUAGACGCCUUUGACUUCUAUGUGGUGUAUGCGCCUGAGACAAAUCACGAUGCGGGCGAGCGCGCACGCCUAAAGCCCAUGGGCUUUUUCUCCAAAGAGGUGAAUGCCUGGGACGAAGACAAUAACCUUGCAUGUAUCUGUGUUUUCCCGCCGUUCCAGAGGCUUCGCUUGGGGUCUUUACUAGUGGAGUUUCUGUAUGCUUUGGCGCGAGUCACCCCCGGCCAAGCUCGCCUGGGGCCAGAAUUCCCGCUCUCGCCUUUUGGCCAGGCAACAUAUCUUCGAUUCUGGGCUAAACGCCUUGCGUUUGUGAUCUGGAAUGAUUUUUCUACUGCAGAAAGUGUGUCGCUACGAGAUUUGGCCGACAAAACAGGCUUUCGAAAAGACGACUGUUUACUAGCAUUGGAAUACAUGGGUGUUCUAUUCGAGGCCGAAGAGGUGAUUUUGGAGCGUCGUGCUCUCAGAGGUUGGUGCGACGCCAAUAAUGUGGAUCCCACUGUACUUGCAACCUCGCUUGACCCGGCUGGUAUUCUUUUCUGA